This is a messenger RNA of Carassius gibelio (silver crucian carp), 2700 nucleotides long. It is a transcript of the gene gabpb1, whose product is annotated as GA binding protein transcription factor subunit beta 1. The coding region runs from base 433 to 1539 and encodes 368 amino acids. Gene Ontology annotation, biological process: positive regulation of transcription by RNA polymerase II. The transcript has 8 exons. Gene Ontology annotation, molecular function: protein binding; transcription cis-regulatory region binding. Gene Ontology annotation, cellular component: nucleus. NCBI's taxonomy places the organism in Eukaryota, Metazoa, Chordata, Actinopteri, Cypriniformes, Cyprinidae. The record is from RefSeq and is a predicted model, not a curated record.
AAACAAGAGCUUAAAUAACGAAAUCACGACAGAAUAUCCAUAGCACAAAAUGAUCGUAUGACAUUAAAGAAACAGAGGCGUGGGGGUCGCUGCAGCAGAGGGAGGAUGUAGUUUACUGAUCGUUUAAUUCUCUUCAAGCGUGUUUAUACUGGAGCCUGUGUGCGCGCCCCCGCUCGUGCUCGCGCCCGUAUUAUUGUCAUCUCGGUUUGUUUGAUUUCUAACGGAUUCGGUCCGGUCCAGGUUCUGUUCUCACGGUAAGAAACACUGAAUUGAAUGCGAUCGCGUCCGCCGGAUGUGGAAGUUGAUGAGUUUGUGGGUAUUAAUAUUUCCUCUUCCUCCGGAACACGAGCGAUUUCCUGUUUAUUGCUUUUAACGGGCUGCGCUUCACAGCAGCGAGGAGGAUGAGGAGGAGGAGGAUGUUUGAGGCCUGAGAUGAAGCGCUUCUUCUCGUAUAAACAUAUGUCUCUGGUGGAUUUGGGGAAGAAGCUCCUGGAAGCUGCUCGGGCCGGUCAGGACGAUGAGGUCCGGAUUCUGAUGGCGAAUGGAGCUCCGUUUACCACUGACUGGCUGGGCACGUCUCCGCUGCAUCUGUCGGCUCAGUUCGGUCAUUACUCCACCACAGAGGUGCUUCUGCGCGCCGGCGUGAGUCGAGACGCUCGCACUAAGGUGGACCGGACUCCGCUGCACAUGGCUGCGUCUGAGGGUCACACACGGAUCGUGGAGCUGCUGCUGAAGCACGGCGCUGAUGUGAACGCCAAGGACAUGCUGAAGAUGAGCGCGCUGCACUGGGCCACGGAGCACAGCCACAGAGACGUGGUGGAGCUGCUUCUGCGCUUCGGAGCCGACGUCCACGCGCAGAGCAAGUUCUGCAAAAACGCUCUGGACAUCGCGCUGGACAACAGCUGCCACGAGCUGGCCGAGAUCCUGCAGGUGGCGAUGCAGAACCAGAUCAACACAAACCCUGAGAGUCCAGACACACUGACCAUCCACACGGCCACGCCGCAGUUCAUCAUCGGCCCGGGAGGAGUGGUCAACCUCGCCGGACUCGUGUCGCCCGCCAACAGCAGCAAAUCCACAGUGGUGUCCGCUGAGGAGCUGAUCACCGCUGACUCCGUCGACGGCGCCAUACAGCAGGUCGUGAGCUCUGGGGGUCAGCAGGUCAUCACCAUAGUAACAGACGGCAUUCAGCUGGGCAACCUGCAGACGGGCACAGGACUCAGCCAGCCCAUAAUAGUCACCAUGCCUGACGGACAGCAGGUGCUGACGGUGUCGGACACAGAGGUGGCGGAGGAGACGGUGGUGAGUGAGGAGCCGUGUGUGAAGCGUCCGCGUGUGAAGGAGGAAGACGACGCUCAGAUCCAGCAGACGCUCUCGCUCGAGGACUUCCAGGAGAAAGUGUCUCUUCUGAAGCAGCUGGAGCAGGCGAACCGCGAGGCGCAGAAAUACAGACAGCAGUUCCUGAAGAAGGAGCAGGAGGCCGAGGCUUACAGACAGAAGCUGGAGGCCAUCACACGGCAGAGCGCCAAGAAAGCUGCGUGAAACACACCGUCAGCUUCUGAGACUGAUCCUUAGCCUGCACUUCCUUCAGUUCUCCUCUGUGGUGCUCGUCUGGCCCACACGGGUUCGAUUCUGACCCACAUCCCAGCGCCCUUCACCAGCCUCUGAAUAAAGAGACAAAAGCCCUUCAAAACCUGAGCGAGGACGAUCAAUUGUGUAGAAAUGACAGAUUCAUAAAGAACAGUACAAAAUCUAAAGUUGAGAAAACUUCAACGUUUGAGACAAACCGCUUCAGAAGAGUGUUGUGUUUCUUCUACAGAGAGGUGAGAACACAGAUAUUUAGAGUGUGGUUGAUCUGCAGGCCAUGAGUCCUUCAUCACCAGACUCUGAGACCGGUCUUCCUCACUGAUAAUCAGCAUGUGUUCACUGUUUGUGAUGCAUCUUCUGUCAUGAAGACCGCAGUGAUUUGGUUUCUGUGAGGAGGAUCUGAGCGUCUCUUCAGCUGAUUCCCAUCUAAAGCUGAAUAAAUGCACAGUAAAGGAGUGUGAGAGUCGAUUCCAGCAUCUCCGCUGUUAACCCAGGUUUAUUUCUAUAGCUCUGUUCAUGAUACUAAUCAUUGCUAAGCAGCUUCACAGAUAAUGUAAGUCUCUGUUUAUAGUGUCUGCAUCAGAUCUAGAGAGAGUUUAUCAGUGGUGAGUAUCUCAGGUUGUGUCCAUAUGGCAGAAAUAAACAGUCAAAUCAAGCAGUUGAUGAUGUGUACUCAAGCAGACGGUGAACACUAUUAACAGCAAUGAUUAUAUGUUAUUAUCUUGAACUUACUGCAGAAGUUGUUGGUUUAGUCUGUUUUCUGAGGGUUGGUAUCACCUGAGGUGUAUUCUGAGCUCUUCUAACACAUGUUUCAGGUGUGAUGAGUCGAAGCGUGUCGGUGUGUGAGAUCUGAAGAGACUCAAACACACGGAUCUGCUCGUGAUGAGGGAACUGAACUACAGCAGUGAGGUUUCAUUCAGCUGAUCUUUUACAGCGCUUCAGUUAAAAAGCUCUUGAUUUGUACAUAACUGAUGCUUUCUAUCACCUUUACUUCCUGAAUAUAUGGACAUUUUAAUUACUUUAAAGUUUUUGUAUUGGGUUGUAAUCUUCUAAAGUAUUGUACGGUUACUUUAUUGCAUUAAAUAGAUUACAUAUUUGUGACCAUGGAGCACUAAA